Effrenium voratum is the source of this 1188-nucleotide messenger RNA. Lineage: Eukaryota; Dinophyceae; Suessiales; Symbiodiniaceae. The record is from the annotation of a GenBank genome assembly.
AUGGAGAGAUGCGGAUGCCUCAAGGUGGCGGCCUGGCCGGCGCCGGUUUUGGCCUCCGCGCUGCGCGCGGAGCUGCUCAGCGCGGAGGUGGUCUCGGGCUUCAGCACUGAGGUCAACGCUUCGUUCUUUUCCUUCUCAUUGGAUGAGGCCGAGAAGGUCACAUACUAUGAGAACCUGUGGGAAAUUUGGGUGAGAAAUCACGCCCAGCUCAACAACUACACUCACUGCUUGGACUGGGUAGAAAGCAGCUAUUUUGGCAUGAAGCCUUUUCAGGAGCAUGCCCACCCAACGAGCAUGGCGGAGGCAAGAGAGCGGAGCGCGUACUUUCUGCUGAACUCUCUGCGUGUGGACGAGGGGUCUCCGCUCUACGGCGACGUGUCGGUGGUUUUGCUGCCCAGCUUCGCACGUCGGGUGUCCGUCCUUUCGCCUUUUGACUCUGGCAGUUGGAGUGGUUUGUGCAACCACUCCUUUGUGACGCCGAACACCAGCUAUGCACACAACUGCAGUGCUUUCUCUGGACGCGGUGGUCUUGGCACCUUCCAGGCCUUCGAUCAUCUCUUCGAGAUCAACGAGAGGUAUUGGGCCAAGCCGGAGGCCUUCCUGCAGCCGCUGGCGCGCUUGCUGGGCCCGGAAGGUUCCACCGGGCUGGUGGGCGAGAACUUUGUGCAGUACUUCGAGGUGCUUCCAACUGCACGAGUCGAGUUCACCCAUGUGAAGUUCAUCAUUGCCGCGUUUCCAAGCCUAUUUGGCACAGAUCGGGGCGAGCGGGUCCAGCGCUGGUGUCGGAGGAACGGCUUGAUGCUAGUCUGGUCUCUGGGUCUCAAUGUCGGCUUCACUACAGAUCAUGGCAUGCCGCACUUCUGGGAUGUGCAGAAGCAGCGGGGCCCAUUCUACAGCAACCAGCGCCUCAUGGAUCCUGGUGUGCUGAGGACUUCCUCCCUGAACGCGACGGCGGCAGCCGAAGAUGUUGCUGCUUUCUCCGCGGCGUGGCAACUGCUGGCUUCAGAAAGACGGAGGCACCUAGAGCCGGCAGACUUCAACCGCCUGUGGGCGUCUUUGACUGCCAAUCUGUCACACAGUCUACAGAUUGCCCCUCUGCGGGCUGCUUCCUGUGCGGAUUUGGACCGCUGCAUUGGUGUCACCCGGCUCGGGUGCUUAUGCAAGAAGGAAGCUGCCGUUGUCGUGUGA